This is a messenger RNA of Schistosoma curassoni, 1335 nucleotides long. Lineage: Eukaryota; Metazoa; Platyhelminthes; Trematoda; Strigeidida; Schistosomatidae. The record is from the annotation of a GenBank genome assembly.
AUGGGGGAUCAACUACUUUUCGAAAAUCUUGACGAGAAGCUAGAAGAUGAAGAUGGAUUUAUUACUGCAAGUUGGUUAUCUAUCACUUUCGACUUGAAUAUAGAUGCAUCGAGACGUUUGAUGGCGGCAUAUAUCCAGGCACGUGACAACUUGGCAUCUGUAUAUCUACUGACUGGGAUCAGUAAACAAAAUGAUAUAUUAGUUAAGUUGGCCAAUUCAGACCAGUUAUCACUGGCUCAGAAGUCGUUCUCGUUUCCACCUAAAUGUGUUGUGUAUAGUAUACAACGCCGACAAUGCAAGGAUUCUUUAUCAUUGGCUUGCUACGAUUUAUUGCAUAAUAUUUCUACAGAUCAAUUAAAAAGAUUAACUAGUAUUCCGUGGGAUUCAUCUUCUGAUCCACUGACAUGUCGAGAAAAUCAAGAGACUGCACAAAAAACACCGGAACAUGUUGAUUCUCCUGUGUUACCGAGUCUUGCUACCAGUGGAUGCAAUAAGAAAAUUAAAACUUCAGAUUUCAAAAACUUUUUCAGUAAGAUUGAAAAGUCUGUCCAGGAUGAUAAAACGCUUGAAAAUUAUUUAGCAACAAACACUAAGAAUAACAUGAUUCCUAAGCCAGUAGAAAGUGGGAAACUGGAUGUAUCGGACGAAGACGAAGAAUUUGGUUUGAAAACCACAUAUUCUUCGCAAAAGCGGAAAUGUAUUGUCAUUGAAUCCGAUGAAGAAAAAGAAGAAAGUAGUACAGUGACUAAGGAUUGCGUGUCUACUAAUUUAUUUAAUUCUAAAGCAAGUACGAAACUUAGAAACAAUGAUAUACAGAAAAAGCGACCUACUCGCAGAAAAGAUAAACUGAAAGUAUUAGCUUCUGAUUCAGAAGCUGAUUCAUUUCUCAUGGAGCCUACACAAUCUGAAAAAUCACCCGACAAUGUUAAAAAAAUCGGUGUUAAAACUUUGUCAACACCGAUUAAGUGUGAAGAAAAUUCAAGAACUGAGAAAUCUAGCUGUGCUGCUGGUUUAAAUCGUAUUCGUCACCAAGUAAUGAAAACGUUUGCAGAUGAAGAUGGCUUUAUGGUUACGGAAAAAGGCUGGGAAUGUUCAUCAGAUGAUGAAACCCCUAAACCGACAACAGCACCCUCUCCUUGUAUGGAUCAAAAUGAGAAAAAUGAACGGGUUGUUCAACCGAAAAUUGAUAAUACUGUCUCUCUAACUGCACCACCAACGAUUCAACAGACUAAGCCACCCAAACAAUCAAACAAAAAGAACACGAAUAAUAAGCCGGCAGCUAGUAAACAAGCUUCAUUGUCAUCAUUUUUCAAGCCUAGUAAUACUGUAAACUAA